GGAUCAAGUUCAUCUUUCAUAUCCAAAUAUCUUAAUGUGUUUUAAAACCCAACCAAACGGGAAGUUACAAGUAGUUGCAGAUGUAGAGCUUGGAUUCUCAACACAAUAGUGCUUCCCUUUCGCUUGAGCAUUUCUACCUAUGUAUGUAUUUAUUAAUUAACAAGCUGGUAAGAUUGCAGCAAUUGAAAUUGUUUUAAAACCCAGCCAAACGAAAAGUUACCGUUAGUUGCAGAUGCAGAGCUUGGAUUCUCAACACAAUGGCGCUUCUCUUUCACUUGAGCAUUUCUACCUAUGUAUAUAUUAAUUAACAAGCUAGUAAGAUGGGUCACAACAAAAAAGGCAAGCGGGCAAAAGGAGUCCUGGUGGUGGAGUAAGGAAGUGCAAACCAAAAUAAAGGACAAGCAAGGGAGUUUUAGGGAGCUUUUGAGGUGCUCGAAUGAGGAGGAGCGAGUUAGAUUGAGGGAGAGAUACAAAAUGGUCAACAGGGAAGCGAAGAAGGCAGUGACGGAGGCAAAGAGCAUUGCCUAUAGGCAGAUGUAUGAACGUUUGGAAACAAAGCAGGGUGAGCACAAUAUGUUCAAGAUUGCCAAAGCCACAUAGCGUAGGAGGCAAUUGAUACUAAUAGGUAUACUCAAUAUCUGUGUGUGGGUACAUAAGAUAACCCUACGAAUAAUGAGCAAUCAGAAGUUGAUCCCUAGUAUAGUAGUAUCCGCUUGAAAAAGAAAAUUAGAAAUUGAUCAAUUUAUUAAAAUAAACUAUUGGACCAAUAACAUGGGAACCAGAGUGUGUGAACCUGAAGUAGGGAUGAGCAUGAUAUUGGAUAUUGGAUGAGUACCGAAAGUAUCGGUCCCGAAAAAACCUGGGAAAAAUGGAUACGCGUACCGAAUAUAAUUAGCACGGUACGAUACCAGUAUCUAUCGGUAAAUCAACUAAAAUAUCAGUAUCGAUCUCGGAAAACAGAAAAAAUGGAUAUCAGAAUAAAAAUAUUCAAUAUGGUACGAUACCGAUACCGAUACCGAUACCGAUACCGAUACCUAUACCAUGAUCCGAAGUCACUUAAAACCGGAAACCAAGAAUUAACCGCAAAAGGCAAAAACCCAUCUGCAAUUCAUAGCGUCAAAACAUCGAACACCUGUUAUGCAUUCAUAAUUUCAUACAAAUGGCGACUUCUUCAAAUCCAUCUUCCUCUUCAGAGCCUUUGAUUCAAACCCUAACUAACAGCGGCUGGUGUUUUCAACAUAUUCAUCAAAUCAAAACCCUAAUUGAAACCAAAUUCUCUGAAGCUUCCACCACCAUUCGCUCCAUCGAAUCAGAGCUAUGUAACAUGGACUUACGAGCAAUCGGAGGUAAAUCGUUGCCUGAUUCUUCCACUCUCCGUAAAUCUACUCAUAUUCAGGGCCCCAAAGUUCUUCAGGUGUGUUCUGUUAGGGAUAUAAGUAAAAGUAGUAUAGCUGAGAGUUCAGGCGGUUCGAGCGGUAAACGGUUGUUGAGAUUGAAGCUUACUGAUGGACAUACUGAGGUGACUGCUAUUGAGUUCACUCAUAUUCCGUCGUUACCUGAUAAUGUCGUUCCGGGCACAAAGAUCCGCUUGGAAAAUAAAGUUGUAAUACACAGCGGUAUUUUAUGCUUGAAUGCAAAGGUAGUAACUGUUCUUGGAGGUAUUGUUCCAUCAUUAUAUGAAGAAUGGGAGAUGAACCAAAAAUAUGCAGGGUUUACACGCUCAACUGUAAAACCGUCACAAAGUGAUGACACUGGUGGGCCACCACCUUUCCAGAAGUUUCAGACUGGGCCCCCUUCACGUCGGAUCAAUCAACAAAGCAGAUCUUCUGAGAAUUCUAUGGCAACGGUUAAACCCUAUGGACCUACUGGUUCUUUACUGACUAGUGGGUCACGGGUUUCUGAUAAAAAAGCCGAUAGCGGGGGCGAUAAUGUAAAAUCGGGUUCUACCACUGAGAAAAAUGAAGAGAAACAACCUGCUACUGAAGCAAGACCAAAAGAAGUGGCGGAGUCUAUCCCUGUGCAAAAUCAGGCUGCUGCACAAAAACUUCUACAGAAAAUGAAUUAUUCUAACCGAAACGAAGGGCAUUCUAGAGGUUGGAAACAAAGAGGGAGGGGUAAGGAGGAGAAUGAAUCCGCUGUUUUAACGAUAGCGGAAUGGGAGAGAAAAAGAGCCAAUGGGAGCUCUUCGUUGAGACAAGAAAACGCUAACGUUAAUCAAGAUGAGGAUCUUGCACGUCAGCUUCAAAACCAAUUUGAUUUGGAAGAUUAUCACGGUCAACAGGGUCAACACGUGACAGAAGCAGAUGAUAUCAGGAUGAGCAUGUUUAGUUUUAAUAGAGAUGAUCCUGGGGCCCACGAUAGGGGAGAAUUCAGAGGAAGGGGAAGGGGAAGAGGUAGAGGUAGAAGGGGGAGGGGACGUGGCAGAGGUGGGUGAUAUUCUCCCUUGCUCACACUAUCAGGUUGUUGCUAAACCUGGACCAACUGUUGGCGGAUAUCCGGUCCUAUCAUACUUGACCAUGGUGGUGUAAACCUUUGAGAGCCAUUGUCAUCAACCUUCUUAUGCUUCUGCAUGUUCUGUAAUUCUAGUGCCCCAAAAUAUCUCUGUGAUAUCUUUUUGUGCCCCACACGUUCAAAGAGUUGCAGAUACCCGUUUUGAUUUGCACAUGGUGUAAAAUCGGUUAGUCAGGUUAAAACAAUUUUGUUUUUUCAACUCGUUGAUGUUUUAUGGUUACAAAAGCAACAUUGACAUUGUUAUCCA
Molecule: messenger RNA, 2758 nt
Organism: Helianthus annuus (common sunflower)
Lineage: Eukaryota; Viridiplantae; Streptophyta; Magnoliopsida; Asterales; Asteraceae
Product: tudor domain-containing protein 3
Exons: 7
Coding region: 1160-2434 (424 amino acids)
Cellular component (GO): nucleus
Source: RefSeq, a predicted model, not a curated record